Messenger RNA from Manis javanica (Malayan pangolin), 1342 nucleotides. RefSeq names its product killer cell lectin like receptor B1 (gene KLRB1). The record is from RefSeq and is a predicted model, not a curated record. Gene Ontology annotation, molecular function: signaling receptor activity. Gene Ontology annotation, biological process: regulation of natural killer cell mediated cytotoxicity. Gene Ontology annotation, cellular component: plasma membrane; cell surface. Lineage: Eukaryota; Metazoa; Chordata; Mammalia; Pholidota; Manidae.
AUGUUAUGGUCCCCCACAGUGGGGAAUUACCUAUAAAGACCUGGAAGUAACUUGGCAUCUGCAGACAUUACUCGGUUUGCUGCAAAUCCAUUUCCUGUCUGUGUAGACCCUGGCGCUACUGACUCCAUUAUCAUUCAGCAUCUAACAAAGAAGCCACUACUUCUCGAAGGGUCUAGUGAAAGUGAUGAGAUUUGUUAAGAAAUAUUCAAUACCAAAGAUGACUUCUAUUUCCUCUUAUAUUUAAAGAAUUGGAAGAUGCUUGAUUGUUGGAAGGAAUGCAAUGGGAUGAUGGAGAGGAGAGAUUGAAUAAAAUCUCCAAGGGUUAAAGAACUUGGAGUUUGUCCACAUGAGUUUAGUACCACAUUUUCCUGUUUGCAAUGGACGGCCAAGUGACAUAUGCCGACUUAAGUGUGUCCCGGAAUUGUCUCCCUAAAAGUUCUUCACCUCCAUCUCUUCCUCAGGAUGUUUGCCAAGGUCCCCUUUGGCAUCGUUUUGCUCUGAAACUUUGUUGUGUUGGGGUUAUGCUUCUUACCUUGACUGUGAUUGGGUUAAGUGCUUCAGUGGUAUUUUUAAGACAAAAAUUAUCAAUAGAUAAAAGCAGUAUGGAUGUGGAAGAGAACAGGAAUGAAACAACAGAGAGACCAGGUCUGUUAAAGUGCCCAUUGGACUGGUUGCCAAUCCAAGAGAAAUGCCUGUUUUUUUCUAGAACUUUUAAGUCUUGGAAUGACAGUCUAGCUGACUGUUCCACAAAAGAAUCCAGUUUGCUGCUUAUUAAAGAUCAGGAAGAAUUGAGACUUAUACAGAACGAGAUAAGUGAUGGAGGCAUUCUAUAUUGGAUUGGAUUAAAUUGUACAUUAUCAGAGAAGAAGUGGAAGUGGAUUAAUGGCUCCUUUUCAAAUUCUAAUAUAUUAAAAAUUACUGGUAAUGCUGAAGAAAACAGCUGUGUUUACAUCUCAUGGACACAAAUUACUUCUGAGAGCUGUGAAGUAGAAAAUAAGUGGAUUUGUCAAAAAGAACUAAAACCUACCAGAAAAAAAGUGUGUUCUGCCUCUUGACUAUGCAUCCCCUCACAAUUUCUUUACUUUCCAUUACAGGUCUCUAUGAUUUUAACUCUAUAUAUCCUGUUAAAAUGGCUGAAGGUACAUUUAGUGGCACAAAGUGAACAAAUACUGAGGAUUCUAAAAUGAUCGUGACUCUUACAGAAGCUCAUGUCCAACCUGUCAUUCUAUAAAUGAGGAAAUAAUGAGCCACUUCCUUCUCCGUACUUGUUAGAUCUAAAAUUAAGCACCGCUAAAGCACACAUCUGUAAGAAACUUUUACAAUAAAACGAACCUCAAGAGUU